This is a messenger RNA of Oncorhynchus masou masou (cherry salmon), 990 nucleotides long. It is a transcript of the gene mrpl11, whose product is annotated as mitochondrial ribosomal protein L11. The transcript has 6 exons. NCBI's taxonomy places the organism in Eukaryota, Metazoa, Chordata, Actinopteri, Salmoniformes, Salmonidae. The record is from RefSeq and is a predicted model, not a curated record. Gene Ontology annotation, molecular function: structural constituent of ribosome; large ribosomal subunit rRNA binding. The coding region runs from base 159 to 851 and encodes 230 amino acids. Gene Ontology annotation, biological process: translation. Gene Ontology annotation, cellular component: ribosome; mitochondrial large ribosomal subunit.
UGUUUAAAAAUACAGAAAGUUGUAUUACAAAAGUAGUUUGAAAUAUUUUGCCAAAGUUUAUAGGCAACUUUUUAAAUAUUUUGUAGUGACAUUGCGCAUUUUGUAAGCUGUUUUUUUCUGGAUCAAACGGGCCAAAUAAAUUGACAUUUUGGAUAUAUAUGGAAAGAAUUAAUCGAACAAAAGGACCAAUUGUGAUGUUUAUGGGACAUAUUGAAGUGCCAACAAAAGAAGCUUGUCAAAGACGGGCGGAUAGAGAGCGACCGAGACAGACCACGAUGUCCAAGAUCUCCAAGGCCGCUAAGGCCGUGAAGAAGGUGGACAUGGGGGGUGUGAUCCGGGCCAUUGUGAGGUCAGGGCAGGCUGCCCCCGGACCACCUCUGGGUCCUGUCCUGGGACAGAAGGGCAUCCCCAUCGGCCAGUUCUGCAAGGACUUCAAUGACAAGACCAAAGAGCUCAAGGAAGGAAUCCCUCUGCCCAUCAAGAUCCACGUUAAGCCUGACAGGACGUAUGACCUGACGAUUGGCCAACCCACAGUGUCCUACUUCCUCAAGCAGGCGGCUGGCAUCCAGAAAGGAGCCAGCAAAACAGGCCAUGAGAUAGCAGGGAAGGUGUCUGUAAGGGCGGUGUAUGAGAUUGCUCAGGUCAAGGCCCAAGACGAGGCCUUCAAGAUGCAGAACGCUUCUAUAGAGACUGUCGUCAAGAGCAUCAUCGGCUCGGCUCGCUCGUUGGGCAUUGAGAUCGUCAACGAUUUAUCGGCCGAGGAGUACAAUACUUUCCUGGAGGAGAAGGAGGAGAGGUUGAGAGCGGAGGCAGCAGCUGCAGACGAGGCAGUGUCAGUGAAGAAGAAAUGAGAGCCGCACUCUAUGCUACCGAUGUAUUUAUACUGACCCUGUAACCCACACAUACCACUCACAUACACACACAUUCUGUCAUAACUGUCAUUCUGCUCUGUAUUGCUAAUCGAAAUAAACGUCUGUUAUUAUGAAUGAU